AAAAUGCCACAAAAAAGUAAAAAUGUUUUUUUUUUUUUUGAAAAUCAACAAAAGAGUGAAGUGUAUGUAUGUACAUGAAAUUGACUGGAGGAUUAACUUGUAAAUAUAAUUUUUACAAAGUUGAGAUCUUUUAUGAGAACAGGGGUUGUAACUUGCAUAGAUAAAUACCGCAAAAAUUGGGGUUCGAAACCCAGGAUCUGAAUUGAUUCUUAAUUCGAUACUCAUAUUCUCUGUCAGCAUAAUAUAAGAAAGGGGUUUUCCUUUGAAACAAUGGCGGAAGAAGGAAAACCAGAUGCGCAUUUGUUUCAGCUUCUCUCUAGUCUACUCCAUCAGGUGGAAUCAUUGACCAACCAAGAGGAAGUUGAACUGCGUUCCAAAAUCGAAGCACUUGGAUUAGAGGUUACCAAGGUUCCCUCAAAGUCAACACGGCAUCUUGAUGAGCUAGAAAUAGCCAAGGAGUUGGAUAAAUUGUCAGCCAAGUUAGAUGAUGUAGAUGAGAUGAUAUCUUCAGCAAUGACUACAGAUCCUCAAGUGCAUUCCCUCUUGAGUGGCACAGCAGAUGUAUGGAUGCCGGUUAUCACAGCGACUGCCGAUGAACGGCGCAAUUUCACUGCAUCUAUUGAAAUUGACAGCCCAGGUGAUGCCCAAUUGAAAGGUUCUGACAAAUUGUAGUCAUCCUGCUCCAGGGUUUUCUUUUAAAGAUUGUUCUUUCAUGUAUGUUUGCCUUGUCUUCCUACAACCAACCAAUAUAUUCUUGUUUCUUUUUUAUUGAA
This is a messenger RNA of Humulus lupulus (European hop), 773 nucleotides long. RefSeq lists its product as uncharacterized. The transcript has 3 exons. Lineage: Eukaryota; Viridiplantae; Streptophyta; Magnoliopsida; Rosales; Cannabaceae. The record is from RefSeq and is a predicted model, not a curated record. Bases 271 to 672 code for a protein of 133 amino acids.